AGACGGACUGGUUUUCUUCUCAUAAGACUCGACGGUUUCAUCAUAUCAGAAAAGACCCGGACAAAGGCAGAUAUACAGCAAACGAGGACCAAACUGGCAUAAAACAGAGAUACAAUUGGAAGGGAGAAGAGAUUGCGAUGUCUUCUCUAUCCGUGUCCUCCCAGGAGGGAAGAAGCAUGUCCAGGAUGUCUAUGAGUCGUUCUCCAGUUUCUCCAAUGAAUGCCCAGGGCAUCCCAUCACCGGCCCAGCUGACUAAAGCCAACGCCCCGGUCCACAUCGACGUGGGAGGACACAUGUACACCAGCAGCCUGGGUACUCUCACCAAAUACCCAGAGUCUAGAAUCAGUCGUCUGUUUAAUGGAACAGAGCCCAUUGUACUGGACAGCUUGAAGCAGCACUACUUCAUCGACAGGGAUGGAGAUAUAUUCAGAUACAUCCUCAGCUUCCUCAGGACCUGCAAACUACUGCUCCCAGAGGACUUCAAGGACUUCCCCCAGCUAUACGAGGAGGCUCGUUACUACCAACUGACACCCAUGGUCCGCGAGCUGGAGCGCUGGCAGACGGAGCAGGAGGGCCAGAAGAGACCGCCCUGCGAGUGCCUGGUGGUCCGAGUGACCCCUGACCUGGGGGAGAGGAUCGCCCUCAGCGGAGGGAAGGUGCUCAUCGAGGAGAUCUUCCCCGAGACCGGAGACGUCAUGUGUAACUCUGUGAACGCCGGCUGGAACCACGACCCCACGCAUGUCAUCAGAUUCCCUCUCAACGGCUACUGCAGGCUCAACUCAGUUCAGGUUCUGGAGAGGUUGUUCCAGAAGGGCUUCAGCGUGACGGCGUCAUGUGGCGGCGGAGUUGACUCCUCACAGUUCAGCGAGUACGUCUUGUGUCGCGAGCUCCGCAGGGGUCAGUCCAUCGGCACCACCAUCCACAUCAAACAAGAGCCUCUGGACUAGGUUGGGAGGAACAGAGGGACCCGUGAGAGAUCAACACGUCCGGUGCUGAUUUUCGAGUCCUAUUUACACAACUUUAACAGUGAAAAACACACAAGGACUUUUCAUGCUUGGGAAUAUCAUUUGCCAGUGACAAUGUAGACUGGACUAGCAAGAUGUGAGAAGGUUGUGAUUCUAUUGAGAUUCAAAGACACUAAAGGCAUCCUCUGAAAUGAGUCUGUCUGAGGUGAGCUCAUUAGCUCUGUUUGUCUGGAACUCUUACUGCUGCCAUUUCCAACAGAGAUACAGUAUCGUUCAGUAUCCAAGUGAAACGGUCCGUCACUUCUGGGCUGUUGACCACUAGGAGGAAAUAGCUCUAGUAAUAUGGUGCUCAAUUCCAGCUUAGGUUUAACUGGGGACUCCUGUUCAAGCCUCAGGAUGGGUCUACCGGUAUGACCUCCGCUUCAGAGACAUUAUGGCUGCGUUUACACAGGCAGCCCAAUUCUGAUCUUUUGUCCAAUGAUUGGUAAACUGUAUAAAUGCAACCAAAAAUGGCCAUGCCCUACCACAGGAAGAACAGAACAUGUCUGUGUUUGCCUCAUUUCUUGACAACUUCCUACCCAAGAUCUGAAUGUCAUUUACUGUAAUGUGUAGGUAUUUGUUCAAUUAAAUGUCAAAUGGACAAUAUGGGGUUUCCAACUUUUAUAUAUACAGUACCAGUAAAAAGUUUGGACACCUACUCAUGCAAGGGUUUUUCUUUAUUUGU
Salmo salar (Atlantic salmon) is the source of this 1689-nucleotide messenger RNA. RefSeq names its product BTB/POZ domain-containing protein kctd15-like. Gene Ontology annotation, molecular function: protein binding. Gene Ontology annotation, biological process: protein homooligomerization. The record is from RefSeq and is a predicted model, not a curated record. Lineage: Eukaryota; Metazoa; Chordata; Actinopteri; Salmoniformes; Salmonidae.